GUAAAAAUGGCCGACGUUGAACUUGUGAGACUGGGAUGGCACCUUUCGGCCUCGGGGUAUCGAACAUGCUCAGAUGAAGGCAAGAAGAGUGUGCAAGAAACAAUUAAGGUGGCCCUUGAUUUGGAUCUGCGCGAGACAGGAGAGAAGAGCCUCCCAGAAGGAAUCAACAAGGGAAGGAUCGACUCCGUCAGCGGGCCCUGCGUUCUACAGAUCCAGAAGCUACGAAAUGUCGCUGCGCCCAAGGAUAAUGAAGAAUCUAAUACUGCUCCUAAACUAUUCAAACUGUCCCUGACCGAUGGUCAGUCCAAUUGUAACGCUGUCCUGACUGAUCCUGUGGAUAGUCUCAACUUAAACACAUCUCCAGGGACCAAGAUCAAACUGCUAGGCCUGAUAGACGUCAAACAUGGCUUCUUACUGCUGAGCAAUACCAACACUAAAGUCCUUGGUGGCCAGGUUGAACAGAUGCACCACAACUGGGAGUUGAAAAGGUCUCUUGCCAAACACACUCGUGUUGCCGUUGCAACCGUUGAAGAGGGUGGCCCACCACCAUUUAUACCGUUGGGUAAAAGGGACCGUAACGACAGAACAACCGUCAACCGGCGAGAUGGCUUCAAAUCUUUGGAUCUCAACAAAGAGGAGAAGAAAAAGGAGGAAAAUGAAGAAUUUGCUAUGCAGCGGCAGGCAACGAUUGCUGAGGCCUUGAGAGGCAAAGAAGGAAGGAAGACAUUUGGUGGAGGACAAAAAAAGCCUCAGGACAAAGAUGUCGCCAAGCUUGUUGAGAUGGGGUUCGCAGCAGAGAAGGCUUCAUCUGCCCUUCGACAGUCGAGUGGAAAUGUCGCCGAGGCUAUCAAUGUGCUGACUACUGGUCGAAUGGAAUACCCGGACAGUCGUGACAGCCGUCCCAGUGUCAUGAGAGGGCCGUCAAGGGUAGGAUCCCGUGCUGAAAAAGAUGAACGGCCAGGAUUUGAUCGCGAUCGUGACCGUGAUGAGCGACCUCGAGGUCGGGGCCGUGGUCGCGGGCGGGAUGAUGACGAAGAAGGAUACGGCGCCCCACCAAGCAAGCCCUCAGCCCCUGCCACCCUAUUCGAUUUCUUAGAAACAAAAAUAACCACAAAAGAUGACACUAAGGGAGCGAAAGCAUCCGCCAGUCAAUCUCAGGGAAAGACCACCUCCUCAUCAGAAUAUGCGUCAAGCCGUUCAAGUCAAUACACUGCUAAUUCAAAUUCUGGCCAAACGUUCUUUCAAAAGCGCAUGGAAAACUUGCCACCAAGGUUUCAAAAACAACAACAAAAGGGACAAUAUGCCGACAGCUAUAACGAUUCACAGUAUUCUAAUCGGUCGAAUCAGGGAAAUCGUGGACGGCCAAAUUACGAAUCUCAUGAGGACUCGUACCGCGGCCGCGGGAGAGAUUCGCGUAAUAACGAUACUGACUAUGGAAAACAGGGACGCAAUGAUCGUAUGAAACCGGGUGCGGCGUCUGCCUCCAGUAGAGACUAUGCGGGGGGAAAUAGACGGCCAAAUCAAAGUGCUGAGAACUCGCAGAGAUCGAAUUAUGACUCUGAGCGACAAAACCGGAACCGGGGUGAGCGGUUCCAGGAUAACAGAGGUCAGGACUAUCGGGGUCAAGGUCACAGGUCUGAUAGGUCAAAAGGUCAGGACUAUGAUUCAAGGUCAAGGGACCAGGGGUCACGAGGUCAAUAUUACAAUAAUAGAUCGGGUAAUGAUGCCAGGCAUUCUGGGAAUGGCGAUGGGUAUAGGGGUCAGGAAUACAAUCGCGGAGGCAGGCAACAUAGUCAAAAUUAUAAUAAUAGGUCAAAGGACUCUGAAAGCAAUGAUAGGUCACAACCUCAGAAUUAUAAAAGCCAAGAUUAUCAAAAUAAAAGUCAACCUAAAGAGCAAGGCAGACGAUCACAGGAACAAUCGUAUGAUGAUAAGUCCAUGACGUAUGACCAAAAUGGUCAGACUAACUAUUAUGAGCAGGAAACGUCAACGUCGGCCGCCCCGCAGGCCAUACCUGUUCAGAGUCUCGAGCAGGCAGUGACUUAUUCCACAAGUAAUGGUGCUGAUACACGACUUGCCGAAUAUUCGACGUAUGUUCCGCAGUCCAACCAUUAUAACGGCCAGUAUAACCAAGGAUGGGAGGAUGGCGCAUCGCAGAUGAAUCACAAUCACGUCCAGCAUGUCGAAUAUUAUCAGGAUCACUCGCAACCUUACCCAAGAAAGUGGAAAGUUGGCGACUAUUGUUUGGCUCAGUACUGGGAAGACAAAGAGUUUUAUCGGGCUACAAUCGUUGGUGUAAGUGACAAUGUCGAAACCUGCGUGGUCACAUUCACUGACUAUGGCAACACAGAAGAAGUUCUCCUCGCUGAAAUCAAGAUGAUACCCAAGGCUCUGCUGGCCGAUCCGCCCCCAAUACACAACCAGUUCAUACCGCAGGUUGUACCAAUCCAUGCUGCAAACUUUUCUAUACCACCUCCACCCAUUACUAUGAUUCAGUACGCAGGACAAAUGCCGCCGACAUUGGAAUUCAGACGCGCCGAUCUUAGCUACGAAAAACGAACACAGAAACCAAGUCAGCAACUGUACCAGCCGCCGCCCGCCAGGAUCAAUUGACAAAUGCUCUAUCCCUGUUCUUCUGUCCCCGAGACAUUUGGCAGUGGAUUUUAUUAUUAGAUAAUUCGUUCAGACCUCGUUUGUCCAUAAAGGGAAUUUGACUAGACCAUGAUACCACUUCUUUAAGAAUUGUAGGGCGGUUUGAUUAAAACACCUUCACGGAGUACCGACAUUAAUCUCUGUCACAGAUAUUUUGUCCUCUGUGGAACUUUGACAUAAGUUAACAUUGCUUUUUACAUCGUUCCUCUCUUGAAAUGCUUUCAAAUUUCCCGCUAUACCAAGCUAUUAAGAGAUGAUGCUCGCGAUGACUCGGUUCAUCGCUGACUGUGCUAUUUUUAAUAGUUUAAACAUAGCAUGGUAGGAAUAAUGGAGAGUUAAUAAACGGAAUGGAAAACACUAGUACAUGUACUUUCAUCUUGUUGCCCUGAAAACUGCUUUGGGGUCUUCCUCAAACAAUGGGGCAAAAAGAGGAGAAAAAAUGUGAGUAAUAACUGAAAGUUUCUUGUUCCAAUCCUGAUUCCAAGUUGCCUUUAGGGUUGAAAAGCGGUAAAUAACGUUGUACCUUGUUCUCUCAUAUAUUGGAAAAAAAGUGCUCCUGGAAGGUGUUUUUGGAGUCCCAUUUUGUAUGCAACUCUGCAAGUACUGGUUAUGUUGAGUAAUUGGUAAUUGCAUUUAAAGACCGGUACUUUGCAUUGCGUCUAAAUUGUCUAUGAAUUUGCACUGAUGUUGUUACAUUAAGGUCUUUUCAAUAUCAGUUUCCUCCAAGUUGUAAAUUUUGUAGAAUUUUGUUCUUGUUGAUAUAGCCUAGCUGUAUUAAUUAUCAGUACCUAUAUCUUAAUAAUACAAAUGUAUUAACCAUAUCACCCCUGCAGUGAUGAAAAUGAUUUGUAUAUAAUGGAAGACAUGUCGACUUUUCAAGCUGGAAGUUUACUUUGCCAAACAAUGGGACAGAAAAAAACUUAUUUCAUUCAGAUUUCAUUCAGAUUGUGGUGACCCCAUAAAACGAAAUCUACCUUUCGAAUGUGAUUGGGGACCCAAUGUUGUUCAGCCACCACUCCCAAAGAUUUGGUAAUGAAAAUGACAAAACAUACAGUACUGUACAUUUGUAAUGAAAAAUGACCAUGUGGUCUUGGUAAAAUCUUCUCAGUGCCUGUCCCCUUUCAGUUCAUUGGACUCACGAAUGAAUAAGAUUUACCCAAUUUUGCAUUUAUCCGAUUCCCAAAAAAUCAGCAAAACAUAGUAUAUUUAAAAAAGCCAAAAUAGGGCCUCUUGAUUGGCUCCUUUGAAUGGGCCCACAGAACUUGAGACGCUUAAUUGGAUAAUAUGACAGGAACUAACCCUACAUUCUGCUUAUGGGAAAUCCCUGAAUACGAGUAACAGUUAAGUGUGUUUUAAAGCUUUAAAAGUGUAUAAAGAAGCAUCUAGUAGGAGCUAUUACAAUAAGAACAGUAGUUAGAUCCUUACAAGGGCCUCUGCAGUCUUUCCACUAUUGUGUAAAUAAGGAAACCUAGUCUGAUUCCUGCUUGGGGCGCGGCCCCAAUGUCCGUCCGUAGCGGCAUUGAGUGUAGUCCUGAUCAUGUUUACACACGUACUAAUUGCCCUGGGCAAAGAUGUAUUACUAAUCAAGUGUUGUUGAUAUUUGUUAAUAUAUUCUGGGUACGCUCAUUUUAACACUCUUGAUGUAACUUUGAUUUCAUUAUAAAAUUGUCCUUUAUCGUAGAGGUUGUCCUGCUAAGGGCGGUUCCUCUGUAGUGUAAUAAGCAAAAUUUCACGAAAACCGUAUUGAAAAAAUUGUACAUUAUCUGUCACAUCUUUAUAAUAUUUGCAUGCUUUCGAAUAUGUUUUCAGGUUGUCUUCUCUAAGCAGAGUUACACGUACAUGCACUUUAGCUGGUACUACUGUGGUGAAUUGAGAAUUCUUUUUGGUUAUUUUGUCUGAUUUGUUUCAAAUGUGCUCGGUUUUUUUGUUUGCGUUAUUCUUCAUUUUCGAUAAUCAUGAACUGGUAAGGAAAUUCCUUGUUUGCUGUGGUCGUUUUUGGUGCCUGCGACACGAAUUGGCCAUCAGCUAUCGACUAUGACAUGGAAAGAAGUAUCAACUGCUAGAUGUCAGCUAUUUGACUUGGGUAACAAUUGAUGAGACAUGGCAGUGGCACCUGGAACCUUGGAAUAAACUUUUCAAUUGUGUGAUUUUGCAAACUCAACUUUGAUUUAGCGGCAUAAAUCUUAAAAUCCUUGGUCACAAAGGACAAUUCACCUCUUUCCUGAUCAGGGCCCCAAGUGGUGGAGCGUCUUUGUGCAAAAACAAAAUGGCCGACGUAUGGGGUCAGCCAUUUUGUUGUUUUCAACAUGACGUUUUUUGCGAUGUAGAAAUCAACAAAGGCUGACCCCAAGAAUUAGCAAAGUUUGGCAACUCCAACACGAAAGGCACUCUUUUGGAAAGAGGUGAAUGGUCCGCAAUUUUCACUAGAGAGGUCAACAAGUUCUGUCUUCUUCGCCAAGUUGCUAAUUCUUAAUUUUGGCUGAUCAGAUCGGAAAGUCUGAGAUGUGAUAUGAGCUUAGAACAAAUAAUCUAAUACAAGCCAUCCAAUGCAAUGUGCACGGGUUUUCUCUUUCAUGAGAAUGUAGAUUUCUCUGUUAUUAGCAAUCUUUAGUCAAGUAGAUCUUCAGCUCUCCUUCCUAGCAACUGUUGUCAUGUACGUGUGCAAGGUUGGUUGUAAAAAGCGUCAUGUGCACUAUGUGAUGUUGUUGCUCAUUCUGAUAUCUCAGUUAGGAUUUAAACGAUGGUUUCUUUCCUCGAAAGAGGGCAAUAUCUCGCUCAAUAAAUUUAAGCUGCUAACUUGUGAGCUGAUAAAACUUAGUCAAAUUAUCUAACAGUUAAGUGGGUUUUCCUUUGCAUUUUGCUUGGUCUUUGCGGCCGGAGGGUAUGCCUUCAACACUUCAUGUAUAUUUGCUUUGCAUUUUAUUUUCUGUGAUUUGUAGAAAUCAAAAACGAAAAGAAUCUCCUAAUGUAGUUUAGAAAACAGCCAUAGGGAAUGUAAAUGGAGUAACUGGCCCAUGAUUGGGUGACUGUGGUCUGCAGAUUUUUCACUCUGCAUGCAACUUCAACCAAAAGAUAUGUUUCAAACAAAUUAAAAGAGGCUCCAGUGCGCUAUAAUCAACUUACCGUACAUGUAACACACUUGUGACCCAAGUUACUUCACUCUCUGGGAAUACCUUUUUGUGGAGUUUGGUUAACUGUGGCAGUGAAAUAAUUUGAACUGUAAAAUGAGCAAUUUAGAUAUGACAUCUAUUGCUCUUUUAUUUCUGGCCCCUCAAAUGGAAUUUUUGGCACUGCAGGCAGUAGAGAUUGUUGUUGCUAUAUGGAUGUGUUCUUUUACCUCAAAUUUCUCGCCAGCUGGAGACUAAAUAAUAUCUAUCAAAUUUAACCCUCUCCAUACGUUUCUAAAGAAAUUGUUUUGUAUAGAUAAUUAUAAUCAUAGUCCUUUGAAAUAUUCAGUAUAAUCUGUUGUUGUUUCUUACUAUGUAUUUGGUUAUAUAUAUCUAGGGAAUGAGGCUCAUUUGCCAGUCGUUUGGAAUUAGGCAAAGCUUGUCAAUUUCAUUUACACGGUGUGUAUACCCCAGCCUAUCAAGUAUUUCUUGUUUUUCUCUGGAACACAAAGAACAGACUCACACCCUUGAAAUCGACAUUCACUUUGUUUUGAAAGAGUUCUAAUUGCUUUUGGAUUUCAAGCUCUAGCCAAAAUAUUGGCGCCUACAUGUAUGACCAACCCUUUAAUCAUAUCCUUACGAACAGGUCAUCACUAACACUUGUGACCCAGGAUAGCAAAAUCAGUCAUGUCGUGUUGCAAAAACGUGUUCGUAAAUUGUAAGCGCAAAUGAGACGGGCGUAACUCUGUGCGCCAUUCUUCUUGCUGUCACGAUUUAAAGCUAUUGGGAGUAUCUUCAUAUGAAAUGGAGAUCUAGACAAGAAACUAACUCAGUUUCCAUUUUUAGGUUAUUUUCAUGUAAGUAUGACUCAUGUUGCUGUCCUUUGUCACACUUGCGCAAUAAUUGAAAGAAGAGAAGUGUUUACCUGAAAAAGAAUUAUCUGAAUUUCUAGUAGCUGUAUAUAUUCAAACGCACUGUACAGAUCUGUUUAGUUCCACACCACUUUAAUUCUUUGAUAUUGUUAUUACGUAGAUUUUCUUAGUCUUGUCAGUCAUUUGAUGAGUAAAUUUGUAAUCAGAUAAAAGUUUGUAGACAAGUAGAGUGCCUCUUGUAUGAUAUACUGUUAUAAUGUACAUUUCAUGUACUCCGAUAUACGUUUGUGUAUAAUACACUGUUGACAUGUGCAUCUUUGUACUACGAUAUACUGUUAUCAUGGACCUCCCCAAUGCCUGUGUCACUGGGUUAUGCUGAAAAAUGGC
This is a messenger RNA of Lineus longissimus, 7018 nucleotides long. Its product is annotated as tudor domain-containing protein 3-like. The transcript is spliced from 11 exons. The record is from RefSeq and is a predicted model, not a curated record. Gene Ontology annotation, molecular function: protein binding. NCBI's taxonomy places the organism in Eukaryota, Metazoa, Nemertea, Pilidiophora, Heteronemertea, Lineidae. Gene Ontology annotation, cellular component: nucleus. The coding region runs from base 7 to 2613 and encodes 868 amino acids.